Molecule: messenger RNA, 3185 nt
Organism: Xyrauchen texanus (razorback sucker)
Lineage: Eukaryota; Metazoa; Chordata; Actinopteri; Cypriniformes; Catostomidae
Product: insulin-like growth factor-binding protein 3
Exons: 4
Coding region: 226-1080 (284 amino acids)
Biological process (GO): regulation of insulin-like growth factor receptor signaling pathway
Cellular component (GO): extracellular region
Molecular function (GO): insulin-like growth factor I binding; insulin-like growth factor II binding; fibronectin binding
Source: RefSeq, a predicted model, not a curated record
UUCAGUUCGUAGCCUAGUCAACCCGACGUGGCAACAGAGUAAUCUAGUCUCCACACAGAAAGUCGGUACGUCGCCGUCACAAGACAUCUGCUGAGAGAGAAACUCAGGCAUACCUAUAAUCAUUUAUCUGAAGCCGAGCACAGUUUCUCCAGGCAUCUCUCCUAAGUGCGUGCGUGCGUGCGUGCGUGUGUGUGUGUGUGUGUGUGUGUGUAGCCCCUCGGCUCCAUGACGGGACUGUGUGCGCUCUGUCUGACCGCGUUGCUCGCAGCAUUCGCCCGGCUGGCCGACAGCGUCAGCCCCGUGGUACGCUGCGAGCCGUGUGACGACGGGGCGCGUUUGCUGUGUACGCCGCUGCCCCCGGACUGCGAGCAAGUAAAGGAACCGGGCUGCGGGUGCUGCAUGACGUGCGCGCUGAGUGAGGGCGAGGCGUGCGGAGUGUACACGAGGCGCUGCGGUACCAGGCUGAGCUGUCAACAGCGCCCAGGGGAGAGCAAACCGCUGCAGGCUCUGCUGGAGGGACGGGGCGUGUGCGCAAAAGCACCGAACAAAACUACGGCGCAUCCACAGGCACACGAUAACCCUGAGGUGGAAGUAGAGGAGUCUAUCUCUAAUGGUACCAAGGCAACAGGAUCCAAAGGGGCAGAGAUGGUCCAGCAGACGGUAGUCAUAUCCGGGGACAUGCAGGGAGUGCCAGGGAUAGUGCACUCAAAACUAGGAUUGAUCCAAAAAGAACAAACCAAGAAAACUCAGACCUAUAAAUUCGAGCAAGUUUCCAGCAUGGUCCAUACAGAUUUUCACAACUUUAGUCUGGAGUCGAAGAGAGAAACUGAAUAUGGACCAUGUCGCCGGGAGAUUGAGAGUGUUCUGAACAUUUUUAAGAUCUUAAAUGUGCUGAACCCAAGAGGCUUUGGCAUUCCAAACUGUGACCAAAGGGGUUUCUACAAGAAAAAACAGUGUCGUCCAUCCAAGGGGCGCAGAAGAGGUUACUGCUGGUGCGUGGACAAGUACGGACAGCCUCUACCAGGCUUCGAUGGCAAAGAAAAAAGUCAAGUACACUGCUAUCACCUGGAGAAGAAGUGAGGGAGAGACAGAAUGGUGGAAACAUGGAGAGAAAGAAGGAUUUCUCCCCUGAAGAACUGCAUGAAUAUCACGUCAAGGGUGUGGAGGGAGAUUUUUCAAGGUGCUGUCCCAAAGCUGACCUCCACACUUGUAUGCUGAGGCAUGGACUCAUGUGACUGACAAGUCACUUUACACUUCAGGGGAGUGGGGAGAAAUAGAGAGUGUGAUCUUUACUAUUUGUGUUUUUCUGUAUCCCAAGAGGGAAGUGUGGACAAAAUACAAGCAAAAUUCAACUCGCUAACAAAAUCCAGCCCUCGGUAACAAUAUGUUAAGUCUGAGCAUAUGCACUCUUGUGUAUGUGAGGGAUGCUUUUGUACUCAUGCUAUGUGCAUUUGAGUGUGUAUAUGUAGCUGACCCUAUCUCUCCUGCUACAGGGUGUAUUUCUCAUUGCCAUAACUAUCAGCAGUUCUCUCUUAGUCCCACUUCCUAUUUAUGCCCUCCUGGUGUAGCGUCAUUUAAAUUUGGCAUGCUCAGUGGCACUAGGCAGCUCUUGCCAUCAACUCCAUCUGAAGCACAAGCACUUCAUGCACUUUGGCCCCUCAUUGAAUGCGUACUCCAGCCUUUUACUAUGGCCUUGGCACGCAACCAAACAUGGUUCAAUACAAAUACUUGUUCAAAAAGAUGAUCUAUAGAGAAAUUUUACCAAUGAUGAUUUAAUUUGUAAAUUAUUCUAUACCAGGACAUACUCUGUUUUUUGUGUUUGUUUUUAAGAAAAAAGUUAAAUGCCAAUAUCUCUUUCUGUUUCAUUAUUUUGUAUCUACCAUAUAUAUAUUUGUAUGAACGUGUGGUUUAUACCCAAGUAAUGCAUCUAAGAGCUGUUGUCCUACUGGUCUUAUAUUCAGUAUUUGGGACUGAGUCAGGGCUUGGAAAGCAUUGAAAUGGGCCCUAAAAUGUAUCCACAAGCACAUUAUCUCACCUGAAUUUCAAAACAUCAUGGAGCACACUUUGAAUAUAAGAUUGAUGCUCCAGAUUCAUCAGUAUGGCCAUCAUUGUCCUUCACAUUUCUAGGCCUUUGCUGAAAGCAUGUUACGCUAUGUCUUUUUUAAGGGUUUGAAUGUAACUGUAACGCUACAGUGCCCUGAAUUGACACAGCAAAAUCAGUGUGGUCUGACACUUUUGAUAUUAAUGCCUUAAUGAACCCAUGCAGAAAUGUGUCUGUUAUUGGUGAGGGUUGUUUCACCCUGUCUCUCUAAAUAUUAGGAAAGCCACAGUCCAACAUAGCGGCCAUGUAAGACAACUGAUUUUGAAUUACAUGGCUUGUGUUGUUGUCUCGAAGCUGAGCUACUGAGAAAAUACUUAAAAGGUGGAGGGUGCCAGAGAGGUAGCCCACACAUUAGCUCAUUAGCAUAGCAUUAGCUAAAAGCUUAACCCCCUCCCGAACAGCUAAACAAAACAGACAAAAAAAAAGACUGAACAAACAAAUGUUCGGUGCUACACCAUAUCUGACUUGAUUAUGGGGAAAGAGCAUGAAUGCUUAGCUAUUUGCCCCUUCCUUAACUUGUACUUGUGUCUUUUUUUAAAUGAAUAUAUAUUUUGUUUCAGGCCAGCUAAAUGUCUAAAGAGGCAUGUGAUUCUAAAAAGAUAAGAGGUUAUUUAUCCAGGAAAGCCAAGAAUGAAAUAUAAGCUGAUCCAAACUAUAUGUCUUUGAAAACAAUUCAAUGACCUGUUCAUUGCACAGUAGUUAAUACAUAGAACUCAGUAUGUUUUGGGGAAUAUAAUCACUAAAGUAUUUUUUGUUGUAGAUUUGUUGCAAGGAGAACGAGGACAAAUUUGUUAGCUUAGCAAAGAUGCUGUCCUCAUUUGAAUUGUUCGCUAGUUUGAAUCUUCAGGUUUUGUAGACCUUUCAAUAGUAUGAAUUAAGCUAAAUCUUUAGCUAACCGUAAGCUAAACUAAGCUAAAGCAAAGUGAACGCUAAGAUUAAGUAGAGCUGAGGCCAAGCUUAUGUUUUGAAGAACAUCAAGGUCAAUGUUCAAGCUAGUUGAUCUUUGAAAAAGCUUGCCACUGUCAUUCUAUGCAAUGCCAGGGUCACUUCUUGCCCACAAGUCACUUUUAAAGAUCUCUCUGUU